Messenger RNA from Candida albicans SC5314, 1620 nucleotides. RefSeq lists its product as uncharacterized. The record is from RefSeq and is a predicted model, not a curated record. Gene Ontology annotation, biological process: protein refolding. Gene Ontology annotation, molecular function: Hsp70 protein binding. The coding region runs from base 1 to 1620 and encodes 539 amino acids. The transcript has a single exon. Lineage: Eukaryota; Fungi; Ascomycota; Pichiomycetes; Serinales; Debaryomycetaceae. Gene Ontology annotation, cellular component: cytosol; cytoplasm; nucleus.
AUGGUUAGAGAAACUUUUUUUUACGAUAUACUAUCAGUAAGCACGUCAGCAACAACAGAAGAAAUCUCCAAAUCAUUCAAGAAAUUAGCAUUGAAAUGCCACCCCGAUAAGACGAACCGUGAUCCAGAAUUAACUGAAAAGUUCAAACAAAUUACCCGAGCUUACGAAGUUCUACGAGAUCCAAAGCAAAGAGAUAUCUAUGACAAAUACGGAGAAGCUGGCAUAGAUGGUACGGUUCAAGAGUCUACAAGUAACACAACGGCAUCAAACACCCGCAAUCAUAGAAGAACACACUCAUUUGCGACAGACAUAUUUUCCCAAGUGUUUCAUGAUAUAAACAAUAUGUUUGCCACACAUAAUGCAAUGUUUGAAGGUCCACAAAUGUCCGGAGGAUUUCCGGGAUUUUCAAGUAACCAGCACAUGCAGAAGCACGUAGAGCCUUUAGGCGAGCCACUAGAGAACACUUUGAUCCACGGAGAAGACAUAUUCCACACAUGUGAAGUGAAUUUGGCUGAUAUGGUGUAUGGGAAAGUAAUAAAGUUAUCUUUACCAAAGAACAUGAAGUGUGUGCAAUGCAAUGGGUAUGGUGGAGUGAAUCCAAAAACAUGCAGGGUAUGCUUGGGCUCAGGUAAAGUGAUGAUUACAUACUAUAACCAGUUUUCACGAUUUCAACAAAGCGGCAGUUGUGCUGCGUGCCACGGAACCGGGGUAUUUAUCAGAGAUGCCGACAGAUGUGUGUACUGUAACAUGGGGUAUCUAGAGAGCACAAAGAUUCUCAAAGUUGUGGUUCCGCCAGGUGCAAACACUGGUGAUAGAAUAAUCAUUAAGGGAGAAGCAGACGAAGGGAGAAAUAUAAUACCAGGAGAUGUGGUAAUUAAGUUGAAACAACGACAACAUCCGUAUCUUGUGCGGAAAUACAACGACUUGUACAUGGAUCAUACAAUUGAUUUGAAGACAGCAUUGCUAGGGGGAGAGAUCACUAUUCCAGACUUUUUGAAAGAGGACCAAUCUUUAAAAAUAUACAUUAAUGUGCACGGUUACAAGUCGCUUAAUAAUGAAAAGGUUCAUGCGGGAGAAGUUGUUGGUACUAUAAGAUCAGGAGAGCCCAAACAAGUAAAGGGGUUAGGUGUGCCCAAGAACAACCGUAUUCGCAACGGUAUUAUAGUGCAAGACUCACUGCAACAGAACGUCUCUAAACAAACAAUGUUUGAUUUAAACAAGUACUCUCGGGGUAAUUUGUUUAUAAACUUCCAUGUGAAGUUGCCUCGCAUUGAGAACUUUCUGGAAAAUGAUUUGGUACAAUUGAACCACAUUUUUAACAAUGUCCCCAACAGCAAUGAUAUGAAUAAUGACCAUGGAAAUAUUAUAGAAUCAAAUUUGGCCAACUUGCCAGGAAGCAGAGCGAAUCCCAUAGUUUUAGAAGCAACACCCAGUGUAUCUGAGAGCCCCUCCAGAGAAAGCAAUGGCUCCAUCAAACUAGAUUUCAGCAAUAUUGGUAUCAAUGAUGGAACAAAUACCACAGGCAGGGAUAAUAGCUCACACCCCUACUUUGAAGAAGCUCAAAACAAAAGAAGACGGUUUGAGAGCGAUUUGGGUUGUGGAAUAGCUAACCCAAUAUAA